Messenger RNA from Micropterus dolomieu (smallmouth bass), 1607 nucleotides. RefSeq names its product gamma-glutamyl hydrolase (gene gghl). Gene Ontology annotation, biological process: tetrahydrofolylpolyglutamate metabolic process. Gene Ontology annotation, cellular component: vacuole. Lineage: Eukaryota; Metazoa; Chordata; Actinopteri; Centrarchiformes; Centrarchidae. The record is from RefSeq and is a predicted model, not a curated record. Gene Ontology annotation, molecular function: gamma-glutamyl-peptidase activity.
ACGCCUCUGCAAAUACUUUCAUAUUUCGACUGAAACCUGUUUGACAGCAUGUUGGAUCCCAGUGUGCUGUGAGAACCGAGAGCUGCUUUCUUACAUGCCUACAUGUCAUUGUUGUGAACUUUAUUGCAAAACCUUCCUCUGAGCCAUGAACCUGCAUCGCUUCCCACCACACUAAAUGAUUAAAACUUUGUCAAAAAGUCCGUGCUGUCAGCUAGAAUAUUUAUGUUUACCUCAGCAGUCGACUUGCGGCAUGUUGAGUAGAGGAGUCAUCACAUGUAAAUCUGGACAUUCCUCACUUCCCUGUACCGACUAUAUCCUCUUCCAACUUGACAUAUAUAAGUCUGCUGCAGCUUCCCUCAUAUGUCAACGCAGAGCUAUGCCGACUAAACUCAACCACAAGGCUGUGAACGACAGACCUGUGAUCGGUAUUUUGACUCAGAUAGUUACAGAUGACGUUAUGAAACCAUUCGGGAAGACCUACAUACCUGCCUCCUAUGUGAAAUACAUUGAGUCUGGGGGCAGCAGAGUGAUUCCUAUCAGAUUGACUCUUACUACAGCUGAAUAUGAAAACAUCUUCAAGAAGAUAAAUGGCUUGGUUUUCAUUGGGGGAGCUGCAGAUCUGGAGACAUCAGAGUUUGCCAGGGUGGCGAGGAUUUUUUACCAACUCGCUCUCACGGCCAAUGAUGCAGGGGACUUCUUCCCCAUCUGGGGGACAUGCAUGGGCAUGCAGCUACUGACUGUACUGGUGGCUGGGGAAAAUUUGCUGACCAACACUACAGCUGAGAACAUAGCGAUGCCGCUCAACCUGACCACAGAGGCCGACUCCAGUAGGAUGUUUAAGGGUUUCCCCCACAGGCUUAUGAAGGCUUUGACCCAAGAACCUCUGACUGGCAAUUUUCACAACUAUGGAGUUACAGUAAAGACCUUCCAGGACAAUGACAAGCUGAAGAGUUUCUUCUCCCUGCUGUCGACAAACAUUGCUGAGAAUGGAGCCCACUUUGUCUCAACCAUAGAAGGUAAAACAUAUCCCUUCUAUGGAGUACAGUGGCACCCAGAGGUGAAUCGUUUUCAGUGGGACAAAAAUCUGAACUUUCCUCACUCCCCUCAUGCUGUUGAGUUAUCUUCUCUGCUCGCUGAGUUUUUUGUCAAAGAAGGAAGGAGAAGUUUACAUCAGUUUGACAAUCCUGAGGAAGAAGCCUCGUCACUGAUCUACAGCUACACGCCUAUCUAUGCUGGAAACUUCACAGGAUACGAGCAGCUCUAUUUCUUCUGAGUGUCUCUGUCCAUGUGUCACUCUGUGUGUUUACAACACACCACUUCAUAUACAGUGUAUUGCGCAACAGAACAUUUAACAUACCGUUUAUGGUGUAACAUACCACUUCACAUCAGACUUGCACUCACAAAGUCUGUCUGGUUUUAAAUUACAGCUCAGCCUCUGAACAAAGUGGUUAAUUUCAACCACUUGUGUGCUGAUUCAGAAAUGCUUUUCAUCACACUGUGUAGAGAUUACUACACCAGUAAUUGUUUUACCCUUUAAAAACUUUUAUAUGCCAUUAUUGCUAUUAAAGUGCUUAUUUGUAUAAAUAAACUGCCAUUUUGAAAAUGAA